AAGGAGCGGUGAUGCUUUUCCGGUAUCAAAAAGAAAGUGGACUUGGUACAUAUUUUUUUAUUCUAAAGAAAACAAGCAGUCUGACAAAAAGGCUAAAGAAGAUAUGAAAAAAGCAGGUAUCUCCAAAACUGAAACCAGCCUUUAGUGAAAAAAACACACUACCUGUAAAUGUUCAAGUUCUUGAACAUGCAACGAUGAAUCAGAAAAUUGAUGACCUGUAAUGCUAGAGAAACAGCGGCAUGUAUUUGUUAAAUGAAGAUGGAUUGCAUAUAAUUACCUUACAUUAUUAUGCACAUGAUCAAUUUCCGUGUACAUGACUAAAUUACUAUGAUUUAAAUAAGCCACAUCAGCAAAACUUAAUGAAAUAUGGUGUGGUAGAUAGAUGAAACUGUAACUUUUUAUAAAAUCAUUCAUAGUUCUGACAUUUACAUGGAUUAAAAAAAGAAAAAAACUCAAAAUAAAAAAAAAAAUGAAUGCAUCAAAUGAACAGUAUUGAAAUGCAUUGAUUUUUAAGUUGUGGAUGGGUUGAUGGUAAAAUAAAUUUAUUGUGAUAUUAGAAUUCAAAAGGCUAGUGUGAUAUAUUUAUGUGAUAUGAUGUUACACUUUGUACAAAAUAAUGUAUUAAUUUAGGUUUGCAUAUGAUUUAUUGAAAAUUAUUUUAAAUAAUGAUCCUAUCAAAAGUUUGCAUGAAUAAUGUGCUCAUUAAUGAGGCAUCAAAAGUGUCAAGUUGUUAAUUUAUUUUAUGAAAAGUUACAAAUUAUUUAUUUAUUAAAUCAAAAGUGUGAAAGCAGAUAAUUAAACAAAUAAUCAUGUGGCCAAAGAAUAGGUACAUAUUCUCUGUUCCGAUGGACGUGGCAUAUGGAUCGCUGGCAUUAUUCACAACGAUACUACACAACAUUUUCCUCCUGUACCACGUCGACAUGUUCGUCUCAGUUUACAAAAUAGACAAAACAUCAUUUUGGAUUGGGGAAAUGGUAUUUUUAGUGUGGAACUCUUUAAACGACCCAGUUUUCGGAUGGAUUAGCGACAGGCGUUAUUUGUCAGCGGGUGCGGGAAAAGCAACUGGUUUCCAACAAGUCGUUCUACAGCGUAUGGAUGCUUUGACAUGGACAGGCCCUCUCUUUGCGUUAUCGUUUUUAUCUUUUUGGAUCCAAUGGACCAACCCUGGCCUUCAGUUUGUAACCUGCCUAUGCCUUUACGAUGGAUUUUUAACCAUGGUAGACCUUCAUCAUUCCGCGCUGUUAGCCGACCUGGCAAUAGCGGCUGAGACACGUACUAAGCUAAAUUCUCGAGCAUCCAUGUUCAGCAUCUUAGGAUCAGGAUCAGUGUUUCUGUCCUACGCUUGCUGGAAUAAAGACAGUCUGCGAACAUUCAGGAUAUUCUGUCUCGUCUUGGCGGUUCUGAGUCUUGUCGGAUUUUACGUCAUGACCAGGGUGCUAAGAAAGGCUUUCCUACAGAACGUGGAGAGGAUCGAACUGAAAGAGGAGACGGAUCAAAUCUCCAUGGAAUCGGAUAAACACAAGUUGCUGUCAUUUGUACGAGAACUUUCAGGACAGACCAAUUUUCUUUGGUUUGCAGCAAUGAAUCUUAUUCAGGUUUUCCAUUGUCAUUUUAACAGCAACUUUUUCCCCUUAUUUCUGGAGAGUCUGCUGGGAGAUUCAAUUAGCCCAGGAUUUGGGCCAUUCUUGAUAGGGAUCUCGUUUGUUGCGCCUCAUGUCAACAACCUCUACUUCCUGUCUCUAUGUCGACUCUAUGGGGUGUAUGCCGUCAUACGACUGUUGUUCAUCGUUAAGUUGGUGCUCAGCUUGUUCAUGUUCCUCUCUGGCCCUUCCCACGUCUGGAUACUGUGUAUAUUCAUUGCAAGUAAUCGAGUGUUCACAGAGGGCACAUGCAAACUACUGACUCUGGUCAUCAGUGAUCUAGUCGACGAGGACUUCGUGUUGCACCAUCGCUCCCAGGCAGUGUCUGCGCUGAUGUUCGGCACUGCGGCUCUGCUCUCUAAACCGGGUCAGACGCUAGCACCACUGGUCGGCACAUGGCUUCUGGCACAACAGACUGGUCACGAUAUAUUCCAAUCGGGUCAUGACAUGGGUUCAAUCAAACCAUUGAACAAUGAUGGGGCACAUACAUCUCAAAGGGACGACACAUUCAAACAGGGUUGUUUUAACCUUCUCAUAUAUGUGCCAGUCGCGUGUGCUGUCCUUCAGCUUAUCGUCUGGACACAGUUCAGCUUGCACGGCAAACGUCUACAGGCAGUGAAGUCUCGAAGAUCUGGGUUGUUGUACAGUCAUGUUUGAUAGUGGCAUGCUUUUUAUCUCCCUUAAAGGCGUAGGGAUAUAGUAUUGAUGUUCUAUGUCAGUCCGUCAAUCUGUGAGUUUGUCUGUGGCACACUUUCUAUGCCUCAGGUAGGGUGGCAUAAUUAUAGCAGUCUGUCUGUCCAGCAUUCCUUUUCCAGAGGUUUUUACGCAAUGCUUUCAGAUAUUUAGCCGAUAUUUGGUAUGUGCGUCGUAGUACAUGACUUUCUGAUAAAGUGUGAGUUUUGUUUUGGUUCAUUGAUUGUUUGCAAAGUUAUGACCCUUGGACUUAGACAUUUUCUGUUUUAAAAUCCUUUCAGAUAUUGAGCAUAUUUGGUAUGUGAGUGCUACCUGCAUUACCUACAGAUGAAUUGUGAGCUUCUUUCCGAUCAAUUAACUUUUGGCAAAUUUUGGGCCUUGGACUUUUCCCUGUAAUAACUCUUUUCAGGCAUUUUUUUGCGCAACACUUUCAGAUAUUGAGCUGAUUUUUGGUAUGUUAGUCUACCUACAUGACUUACAGAUGAAGUGUUUUGUUCUGGUCCAUUGAUUUUUGGAGAAGCUAUGGGCCUUAGACUUCAACAUUUUCUGUUUUCCUGAGGUUUUUAUGAAAUACUUUCUGAUAUUGAGCUUAUAUUCAGUAUGUGAGUUUACCUGAAUGACUUACAAAUGAAGAGUGAGUUUUAUAUUGGUUCAUUGAUUUUUGGGGAAGUUAUGAGCCUGGGACUUUAAUAGCUGCUCUGCGGCUCCAAAGCGCCGUAGGGGGCCUUGUGCUUCACAAACUUAUGUCUCGUUAGGGCUAUAUCUCAGAAAGUAUAUAAUAUUUCCACAUGAAACUUCAUGGGUGUAUAGAUAUCAAUGAGAAGUACUAUGCACAAGAACCAUAAACCUACACUUUAUAAAACACAAAGAGUUAUUGUCCUUUGUUGUUUUAAUGUGAUGUAACUUUUCAGUGCUAUAUCUCAGAUACGAUGCAAGAUUUCAACAUGAAAAUUCAUGGGUGUAUAGAUAUCAGUAAGAAGGAGUACUAUCCACUAGAGCAGUAACCCUACACUUUCUUAAAUAAGAGUUAUUGCCCUUAGUUUUGUUAAGAUUCUACCAUAUAUCAAGGGAUUUGCACCCAUCCAUCAACAAAAUUUACUUGGUGGGGGAUUUCAGUCCAACAAAUGUGCUUGUUUGCAGUUGUUUUAGGAUUUCUUUAUUUAUUUUUUAUUUAUGGGUUAAUUUCUCAAAGCAUCUUUAGACAUUAAUUUUUUUUCUGAAAAGGAUGAUACAGUUGAAAGAAUGCACAGAUUUAAGGAUACAAAAUGAAUUAAAUUUAAAAGGAGCCUUAUGUUUGGAAAAUGCAUUUUUGGGUUUAAUGCCUGUGCACAAAGUGUGGUCACAUUAGCCUGUGCAGUCAGCACAGGGACAAAACUUCUAGUUUGUUUGGAAUUUUUCAUUCAAAAAAGAUCUCUUCUAAAUGAAAAUCCAGUGUAGGUGGAGAGUGUUGUCCCUGAUAAGCCCGGUGGAGAGUGUUGUCCCUGAUAAGCCCGUGCAGACAGCACUACUACCACUAGCUAAUCUGGUAUGACACUUACGCACAUACAUGAAGCCCACUUCUUUUCACUUUUUUCUGUUUUAUGUCAAAACUUUAUAAGCUUUAAGAAAAAUCUAUUUUUGCUAUUGUUUAAAAUAAAUUCAGCGGUGUUGUUCAAUUUUGUUAAAAGUUUUUACGUGUUCAUUUGUGUAACAAAAUAUUUGGUUGAUAAAAGACCCAAUGUACUUUUGUAUCCAAGGCUUAGUUGGAUAUAUAAGACUAAUCGAAUUAUCACUUUUUUAUAAAGGUUUAUUUUUUGCAGGAAUAAUAAAGACCUUUUAAAAUGAUCUCUAUAUUGUUGAACAGAGUCAUCAAGUUCUUUUGUUUCUUGAGAUGGGAUAUUUUGUGUUUAAAUGCAACAUUUUCUUUUUCAGUCAUUGUGCAAUUGUUAGAUAUUUUAACCAUUAUUUAAACAGUCUUUUUGUAAAUUAUUUAAUGCAUAUUAAACAAAAACCAGUUGUUUAUUGUGAAUUAUGUGCAAUUUGAAAAUAGAUACUUUUUAUGCCCCUGGAUCGCAUAAUCAGGGGUGUAUUGUUUUUGGCCUGUCUGUCUGUCAUUCUGUGGGUCUGUCACAAAACUUUAUCCUUGGUCACAACUUUUGCAAUAUUGAAGAUAGCAACUUGAUAUUUGGCAUGCAUGUGUAUCUCAUGGCGCUGCACAUUUUGAGUGGUGAAAGGUCAAGGUCAUUCUUCAAGGUCAAAGGUAAAAUAUAUGGCUUCAAAGCAGUGCAUUAGGAGGCAUUUUGUUUCUGUCAAACACAUCUCUUGUUAAUAUUGUAAAUAACAAUGGUAUUAUUUAUGUGUUUUCUACAUAGAAUUGUGCCUAUACAUGUAUGAUUGCAACCAAUAUCAAAAAUAGUAUUUUAGUAUGUUAUUGUUAUAAUUAUUGUUAUUAUUUUUUAUGUUGCGUAUAUUCAAUGUUAACAAUGUGAGCCAAUAAAAGGGGCCUCUUACAUUGUUACUGUGCGUGAACAUUUGAAAAACAAAACUUUAUAAAUGCCUGUUACCUCUCUUAGAAGGUAAAGCAAAUGAUCCAAAGUCUGUUAUCAUAGUCCAGUUAAUUAUACCCCCAUUACCAUUGGUAAUGGGGGCUAUAUAGGUGUCACUUUGUCGGUCUGUCUAUCUGUCGAUCUGUCUGUCUCAAAAAUUUCAUCCGAUCUUCACCAAACUUGGUCAGCAGUUGUAUCUAGAUGAUGUCUUGGUCAAGUUUGAUUAUGGGUCAUGCCGGAUCAAAAACUAGGUCAUAGGGUCACUUAGUGCGUUUAAAACCAAAAGUUUGUCCGGACCAUGACUAUGUCAUUUAUCGUUAGAUUUUAAAAUGACUUGUUACAUUUAUUCACCAUCAUAGGACGGUGUGUGGUGCAAAAGAAGUACGUCUAUAUCUCCAUAGUCAAGGUCACACUUGGAGUUCAAAGGUUGAAUGCUUGUCCUAGCCAUAACUAUGUCAAUCAUUGUGAGAUUUAAAAAUCAUGUUGCACAUUUGUUCACCAUCAAUGAACAUUGUGUCGUGCAAAAGAAUUUCGUCAAUAUCUUCAAGGUCACACUUUGAGUUCAAAGGUCAAAAAUGGCAAUAAAUGAGCUUGUCCGGGUCAUAACUAUGUCAAUCAUUAUGAGAUUUUAAAAUCAUUUGGCACAUUUGUUCCCCAUCAUUGGACGGUGUGUUGCGCGAAAGAAUUAUGUCGAUAUCUCCAAGGUCAAGGUCACACUUUGAGUUCAAAGGUCAACAAUGGCCAAAAAUGAGCUUGUCCAGGCCAUAACUAUUUCGUUCAUUGUGAGAUUUUAAAAUCAUUUGGCACAUUUGUUCACCAUUAUUGGACGGUGUGUUGCACAAAAGAAUUACAUCAAUAUCUGCAAUGUCAAGGCCAAACUCUGAGUUAAAAAGUAAAAAAUGGCCAUAAAUGAGUUGGUCCGGCCCAUAACUAUGUCAUUCAUUGUGAGAUUUUAAAAUGACUCUGUACAUUAAUUUUGUUCACAGUCAUUGGACGGUGUGUCAUGCGAAAGAAUUCAAGAGUUCAAGGGUCAAAAGGGCCAUAAAUGAUAAUGGCAUAAUAAUUCUUAAAAAUCGCCAUAAAUUAUAUUCUCUUGUUUUGUUAAGAUAGCAUGCAAAAUAGUCUGUGUCAAUGCGGCAUGUGGGGGUAUACGUCAUGUCUGUGACAAAGCUCUAGUUCAUAAUUGGAAAUGUUUAAGGUUAUACCUAGUUGCUUGCUCAUUGUUGAAAGGUCCUGGCAACUUAAGAUUUAAAGAGUUACUCAAGAUUUUUCUGGCAUAUACUCACAUUAUAUUUUUAAAGGCCAAGGGAAUUUAAGAUAUCAUACCAUGUUAACAAUUUAUAUCAUCAUUUGAUAACAAUUUAUUUAGUUUAAUUUCAAUUGAUUGAGUGCAUGUUGUCAUAAAUGUUGUUGCUUAGAAUUUAUGAUUUUUAGGCAUAUAUACCCUUAUGUUGUUGAAUAAGAUGUGGCCCAGUUUUAUCAAUGUUUUUGUCUUUUAAGUUUAUAAAAUUUGUCUCUUUACAGACCUCAAUCAAAAUCUCAUUACAGUGCAUUCAGACGUCAUUAUUACAAAAUUCUCCUUAAACCUUUCCCCCAUAAGAAGCAAAGUUAAAAUGGCUCAUGGGACCAGCAUAAAACCCGAACAGCCUGAGAGUAACUCGCAGUCUGUUCAAGUUUUAUGCUGUUUGCUGCUCAUCAGUAACUAAGGGUUGGAAAUGAAGUCUUUAAAACUUGAAUCUAGUAAGAAAGGUAGUUAAUUAUAUGUAACUUUCUAAGGGACUUCAAAUGCGUAAAAAUACGUAUCUUAGUGGUAAAGGGAUAAAUACGUAUCUUAGUGGUAAAGGGAUAAAUACUUAUCUUAGUGGUAAAGGGAUAAAUACGUAUCUUAGUGGUAAAGGGAUAAAUACGUAUCUUAGUGGUAAAGGGAUAAAUACUUAUCUUAGUGGUAAAGGGAUAAAUA
This is a messenger RNA of Dreissena polymorpha, 6818 nucleotides long. RefSeq names its product transmembrane protein 180-like. NCBI's taxonomy places the organism in Eukaryota, Metazoa, Mollusca, Bivalvia, Myida, Dreissenidae. The record is from RefSeq and is a predicted model, not a curated record. The transcript is spliced from 7 exons. The coding region runs from base 810 to 2297 and encodes 495 amino acids.